Molecule: messenger RNA, 1876 nt
Organism: Penaeus monodon (black tiger shrimp)
Lineage: Eukaryota; Metazoa; Arthropoda; Malacostraca; Decapoda; Penaeidae
Product: ankyrin repeat and zinc finger domain-containing protein 1-like
Molecular function (GO): protein binding
Source: RefSeq, a predicted model, not a curated record
AUAAGGUGAUAAUAUGCUGUGGAAAUAAGGGGGAAGUAAAAAUAAGUACAGAUAACAAGCUAUACCAUAGACCAGAAAGAUGGUGAUUAAGCAAGUGCGAACAGUCUCGUUAUGGGACAAGGAAGCAAUUGUGCCAUUGCUUGCUGGGAUUCGCAUUGCAGAAGGGAGUGCAGAGUACGAUGAAGUUGCAACCCAGGCCAUGGCAUCACCUAGUAAAGAACACUGUGCCAUCGGUCUACCCAUGUUUCGUCCUAGCGUCCCCAGCACGGCCUCCGAGUCACAGUGCUCCCUCUGCCAGGUUACCUUUGCCAGCCGUCAAGAGCAAGUCGGUCACUACCGCCUGGACUGGCAUCGUUGCAACCUCCAAAGGUCCUUAUCUGGCAAGCCCCCACUCUCUGAGGAACAGUUUCUGCAAGAUAUGAGUGAUGUGUCUAGCUUAUCAGGAUCAGAUGACGAUGAUGAGGAGGAGGGGGAGGAAGGCAAAGAAUCCCCUGAUGAAGAUGUUAGUAAUUCUGUACUGAGGAAACAAGCCAGGAUGUUCUUCUGUAAUGCAGAUGGAAAUGUGAUAUCAGUGUACAGAGCCAUUUUGUUCAACAAAAAGACGGAAAUGUAUGGGGAACAGGAUGUGCUUCAGCGUGUGCUUGCAGCCCCUCGCAAGGUCAACGUUGCAGUUAUUCUCCUUGGUGGAGGCCACUUUGCAGCUGCCGUGUUUAAAGGCAGCGAAGUGAUCAUCCACAAGACCUUUCACAAUUACACUGUUCGAGCCAAGCAAGGAGGCAGCCAGAAUGCCAAGGAUGGUCAGAGCGGAACCUCACACCCAAAGUCCAGUGGUGCUUCGCUCAGGAGGUACAAUGAGCUAUCACAGCAACAGCACAUCCAAGAGCUGAUGGAGUCUUGGAAAACCCACCUUGAGAAAUGUGACCUCAUUUUCUUCCAUGCCAAGAAGCACAACCGCAAGACACUUUUCUCUGGCAAGAAACCAAUCCUCAAUCCAAAGGAUGAUCGACUGAGGACCAUACCUUUCCCCACGAAGAGAGCAAAGUUCUCUGAGGUCAAGAGAGUGUAUGGGAUGCUUUUUGAAGUUCUCAUUCAUGGGACUGAAGAUGAAUUUAAGACAAUGGUCAAGGACUCGCUCAUCGGGGAGGUCAAAUCUGUUACUAAAAAGAAAAAGGAGGCAAGCCCCAAGAAGAAAACAAGUCCAAGAAAGGAAGCAAAGAAGCCCAAGAGCGAGAGAAGAAAUGAGGUGCCAGAACCGUGCUCGUCUUCCAGCGAGUCUCUUGUCGAUGAUGAAGAUGACAUGGUGAUGACCAUGACCAUGAUGUCCUUCUGCAUGAGGGAUAUAGGGGGAGGAAAGGACUGCUCGUUUGACCCAAAAACGCUGAGGGAGUUAGAGAGAAAAGAAAGAGAGCAGCCAAAAAAGUCUAAAGAGGGCUCCAAACACAAAGAAGUAGUUUGGAAUGAGAUAUAUACCUCGUGCAGGACGGGCAACAAGGACCGGCUGGAGAUAGCACUAAAAUUUUCCUCACCUUCGAGUCACAAGGGUAAUACACAAAACAAAGCACUGAUGACCUCACUCCAAAAUGUGCAGAUUCCAUCUGAUCUUUCACUUAUAACUUUUGGCAAGAAAGACCGAACUAUGUUGCACAUAGCAGCAGAAAGUGGACACAAAGAUAUUCUGUGGUGUCUGCUAGAACAUGGUUGUGAUCCAGCUGCCUCAGAUAAUAAGGGCAGUUUUCCAUUUAAUUUGUCGAAGGAUAAAGAGACGAGAAACACCUUCCGUCGUUUCAUGGCACAACAUCCGAAGAAGUAUGACUACAAGCAGGUAAUAAUGAAAACAUUGAACAUGGGUCUUAUUUAUUUUGAUCUUUUGGCUUAA